Messenger RNA from Daucus carota subsp. sativus, 2352 nucleotides. RefSeq names its product protein FAR1-RELATED SEQUENCE 5-like. Bases 1 to 2352 code for a protein of 783 amino acids. The record is from RefSeq and is a predicted model, not a curated record. NCBI's taxonomy places the organism in Eukaryota, Viridiplantae, Streptophyta, Magnoliopsida, Apiales, Apiaceae. Gene Ontology annotation, molecular function: zinc ion binding. The transcript has 5 exons. Gene Ontology annotation, biological process: regulation of DNA-templated transcription.
AUGAUUACAUUGGAUUUGGCUAAAAUCAGUGAUAAUCAAGGUUCGACUUGUGGUGAUUGUUCUCGUGUGGGGGCUGUUGAUGUCAGUGAUGUUGUUGUUUCUGAUGAAUGUGAUAGUUCAAUAACAAACUACACGUUGUCUCCUGGUGGUCAGAAGUAUUAUUUACCAAGUUCUGUUGACUUAGUUGAGUUGCCGUUUCCUAAUCAGGUGUUUGAUAGUUUAGACAAGGCGUUUAAGUUUUAUAAGGAGUAUGGAAGGUUGGGAGGUUUUGAUGUAAGAAAGGGAACGGAGAAAAAGGAUGCUGAUGGGACGAUUAUUUUGAAACACUUUGUUUGCAGUAAAGAAGGUUAUAAUGUAGCUAAUUUUGGCAGUGAAGAAAAGGUUGGUAAAAUUGUUAAGGAAAGGCGUACGGGGUCUCGUAGAUGUGGAUGCAAAGCGAAAAUAGUUGUCAAGAUUAUGAGUCUUAAUAGGUAUUUUAUAUUGAAUUUUGUUGAGUCGCAUAAUCAUCCUUUAGCUAGUGAAGACGGUCGGCAGUUUUUGAGAUGUAGUAGAGAUAUGAGUAUUAGUUUGCGGAAUAUGGUUUUUGAUGCUAGUAAGGUUAACAUUGGAUGCAGCAAGGCUUAUAGUUUGGUAAAGGAAAUGGCUGGUGGUUAUAGUAAUGUAGGUGCAACCUUACGUGAUUUUAGAAAUUUCAGUCGUGAUUUGAAAGAAUAUGUUGGUGUAAGAGAUGGUCAGAUGGUAAUAGACAACUUCAAGGUUAUGCAGGAGACUUCGAAAGCUUUUUAUUUUGCUUAUGAAUUGGAUCCAGAUGGACAUUUAAUCAUGCUGUUUUGGGCUGAUCCAACUGGUAGACGGAAUUUUGAAAUAUAUGGAGAUGCCGUGUCCUUUGAUGCCACAUUUGAUACGAACAAGUAUAAUAUGAUUUUUGCGCCGUUUACCGGUGUUGAUAAACAUGAUCGAUGUGUUACAUUUGCUGCUUGUCUUUUAGCAAAGGAGGAUGUUACUCAUUUUAGCUGGGCAUUUAGGCAUUUUGUGAAGGCAAUGGGACGUAAUCCAGUUGUUUUGAUUACUGAUCAGUGCCCUGCGAUGAAGAUAGCUAUCCCUGAUUGUUUUUCUUCUGAAAAUGGAUUAGUUGCUAGCAAGCAUCGUCUAUGUAUGUGGCAUAUUAUGCAAAAAUUUCCAAUUAAGCUUGGUAACCGUUUGUGCAAGGAGACUGAUUUUAUGGAGAAAAUGAAGGCUUAUAUUUGGUCAUCAACAUUGGAGGUUGAAGAAUUUGAAAAUGGCUGGAAAUCUGUUAUUAAAGAGUUUAAUCUUGAGGAAAACAAGUGGCUAUCUGAUAUGUAUGAGAUGAGGGCAUCAUGGAUCCCUUCAUAUUUUAGGGACAGUCCAAUGUUUGGUUUGUUGAGAACAACAAGUAGGUCUGAAAGUGAAAACUUUUUUUUUGGCCAUUUUCAUAGACAGAGUGAUACAUUGUGCGAGUUUUGGAUACGGUUUCAGAGUGCUAUGGAUAGGCAACGGAAUGAAACAAAGAGACUAGACCACGAGUCGAAUUCUAGCAGUCCAUCAACGUUGUCAAGAUGGUAUAUUGAAAAUGAUGCUGCUGACAUCUUUACGCGUGCAAUUUUUUACAAGCUUCAGGAAGAAAUUUUAGCAUCGUGCUUGGAAAUGCAGAUUAAGAAGAUGAGUGAAGAUGUUAAUGGAGUCAUUCAUCUUGAAAUUAGAGAUGUGAAGGUUAAGGACAAAAUUUUUAAGGUUUCCGUUAGUAAAGCUCAUGCUGUAUGUUCAUGUCAGAAAUUUGUUAUGUGUGGAAUAGUAUGUAGGCAUGCAUUCUGUGGCUUGAAGCAAAUAGGCGUUACAAAAUUUCCUAGAAGCCUCGUGCUUAACAGAUGGAUGAAAAUCGCUGAGUGUGGCAGUGGAUCAGAUGUUGAUCUGGUAUCUAAUGACUAUUUCAAGAUGGAGAGAGUGUCUUUAAAGUUGUCAAAUAUAUGGUUUGAUUUUCGUCAAACGGUUAACAAUGCUGGUAUUGAUUUAGAGAAACUUGAAUAUGUGCACAAAGCUAUAAAGGAAAUAAAUGCUGAGCUUGAAAAAUAUGGGGGUGAUGCUGCUGAGUUUAGUAAGAAAGAUCAUAUUGCAUCUAUUCUUGGUGAACAGCCAGUUGGAGAACUUAAUAUUCUUGUACCAAACAUUUCAAAGAACAAAGGUAAUCAUUUCAAGAGGUUGAUCAGUGACCGGGAGAAAGCAUUGAAUAAAUCGAAGAAAAGGAUUAGAAGAUGCAAAGAAUGCUCUGCGACGACUCAUGAUUCUAGAACUUGUCCAAAGAAAAAAGGAGGAAUAGAAACAAAUGUGUGUUAA